Molecule: messenger RNA, 1044 nt
Organism: Naegleria lovaniensis
Lineage: Eukaryota; Heterolobosea; Eutetramitea; Acrasida; Naegleriidae
Exons: 1
Coding region: 1-1044 (347 amino acids)
Source: RefSeq, a predicted model, not a curated record
AUGACAACCACCUUCCUUGGCAACAACCGACUGUUGCAGAAACCAGUGUGGAGUGGAUGUUUGAUGGACCUGUUAUCUGCGAUUUUAAAGUUCAGGUGGUGGUGUGUGGUGGGAGUUUUUUGGUGGCUAUGGUGUGGGCAGUGGAUGGUGUGGGUCCAUGCAAGUGGAUUGGAGAGUGCAGCCUUUGUGGACAGAAAAGGAGUGGAGAGUUAUGACUUUUGGAUCUUGGAUCGCAUGAAGCAACAUUUGCAACGUAUUGAAAUUGAAAAGGCUUUUCAUGAGGAAAAGAGGAAACAUGAAAAUACUAUGCUAGAAAGCUUUGAAAGGGUUCGGAACAUCACAAUCGGUUCGUGGAGUGCAUCAGACAUGGAUAGAUACAGAACGCUGAAUAAGAAUCGACGUUAUGUUCUAAACGAAAUUGUUCAAGAUUUAGAAUUGAAGAAACAAGUGUUGCAAGAAGCCUUGCUGAUGGUUUCUUCGAAAUUGUUGGACUUGUCCUUACUGAAUACAUGCUCAUGUAUGGAGAGGACCACCCUCAAUGAUUGUCGAGAGGAAGACCAGGUAGUGGGUGAUCAGAUUCUUCAAACGACAAACUUGGAGAGCCACAAUGUUUUCAUACCUUCCAACAACAAUUCUGCAUUGCAAAAUGGAUAUCCAAAAACCUGCAAGGAGUAUCUUCAACGAUUCGGAGAGAGUCCCAAUGGUUUAUAUCUCGUCCGUCCACUAAAAGAUCUCUCUCCGUUACUGGUCUACUGCGAUAUGGAAGAUGGAGGUUGGAUGUACAUGAACGGUUUCAAUUCAACGGAGACUCCGACUACCAACGAGAGAGAGGCCUCUCCUAUAUCCUUUUCGACUUUUGAAGAUCCAAUCUUUAUGUACUUGUAUUAUAUGGCAACGGAAGUAAGAUCAUCGAUGGGAGAUUCUUGUGUAAUUGACUCCAGUGAUCCAGAGCCACAACAAGACGUGAUUAUGCAGAAGCUGUGCGACAGAUUAUCACCAACAGGCCAAAAUUUGAAUGGUGCUGUUAAAUAUUGGAUCAAGUAA